This is a messenger RNA of Rhipicephalus sanguineus (brown dog tick), 813 nucleotides long. Its product is annotated as sodium- and chloride-dependent glycine transporter 2-like. The record is from RefSeq and is a predicted model, not a curated record. The transcript is spliced from 4 exons. The coding region runs from base 298 to 744 and encodes 148 amino acids. Lineage: Eukaryota; Metazoa; Arthropoda; Arachnida; Ixodida; Ixodidae. Gene Ontology annotation, cellular component: membrane.
UGGUUUCGCUUUGAGAGUAUGCGAAGACAGCAAGCGGCAGGAUUUGAAAUAGUUACUCUCAGAAGGAAAUGCAUUGCAAGUGAAGGAUACAGCGGAGGAGGACCUUGGGCGUUUUGCUGUAAAUUACGCGCAGGUUUUGCUCGUGAAGACGUGCGUGAAUGAAAUCACUACGGUGCUCAACCACCCGACCAGCGGCACCAGCUCCUGGACGGUGGUGGUGGUGUGUAUCCUAGCCUACGUCUGCAGCAUACCAUUCUGCACAAAGGCGUGCGACGGCUCAGCUUUGAUUUGGAGUAUAUGCUCAAGGAUCCCGUCGGCAUGUACUGGCUCUACUGUUGGGCUUUCGUAGCUCCCGUCAGCUUAUUGGUGUCGGCAGCGCUGUACGUGAGCGAAGGCGCCGGCUCAGCAUCGCUGACCAUCGGCGACUACACGUACCCAUCGUGGGUGGCCGUGUUCGUGUGGGUGUCCAGCGUGCUCAGCCUGCUACCCGUUCCCGUCAUGGCCGUCAUGCACUGGGUUCGAGUCGACAUGGACUUCAGCAAGGCCCUGUGCACCGACCCCGUGUGGGGUCCUCAGGACCCCGAUCGCAGUUUCGACUACAACGACCGCAUCCGCACCCUCGUCACUAUGGUGGCCACUAAAGAGAAGGUCGACGUCAAGUACAAGGGCGGUACCCGUCACGGGCCCGUACUCUUCACGGCGUCGUCAUUCACGAUGCUCAGGAACUCUAUGCCGCUAGAAUAAAAUAGAAGUUCGACAUAUUCUUGGCACAGCCGUUUGAACGGCAGCCCCGCUUGUCCGUGUAGGGCCGUG